UUUUUUUAUUUGAGCUAAAUUGCCAGUUUUAUUGUUCUAUGCUGACAAAAUAUUGAUAUGUAGUCUAUGCUGUUUGACCGAAAAUAAAAUGGCGACUAUUGUUAGCCGUGGUUGUAGGACGGUGUGCUCGAAAUUUUGUUCUCAUCUAAUCGUACCCCAGGCCAAAUUUUCGUUCAAAAGUCUUCCGAAAUCCCAAAAGGCUGCUUAUGGGGUGCUGGGUGCUGCAGUUGGAGGUGCACUAACACUGGGAACAGCCUUACAGUUAUCAGUGUCAGCCUCAGGGGAGGAGCUCCAUGCCCCAGAGUACCCAUGGAGUCACAAUGGUCUCCUCAGCUCAUUUGACCAUGCCAGUAUUCGAAGGGGCUAUCAAGUCUACAAGCAGGUCUGUGCUGCUUGCCACAGCAUGAAUUUCAUGUACUAUAGAAAUCUGGUUGGAGCUGUUCUCACUGAGGAAGAGGCUGUUGCUGAAGCUGAAUCGAUUGAUGUUCAAGAUGGUCCAAACGAUGAAGGAAAUAUGUUUUUAAGGCCGGGGAAGCUCUCAGAUCGAUUCCCUAAUCCGUACCCGAACGAGGAGGCAGCCAAGGUUGCCAACAAUGGAGUCCUACCUCCUGAUUUGAGUUUCAUAACUGGAGCCAGGCACGGAGGAGAAGACCAUGUAUUCUCAAUCCUUACUGGGUACUGUGACCCUCCGGCUGGGGUGGAAGUUCAAGAGGGGCUACACUACAAUGCCUACUUUCCUGGUGGCUGGAUCGGGAUGGCCAGACCACUGUAUGAUGAAAUUAUUGAAUAUGACGAUGGCACUCCUGCAACAACAAGCCAACUUGCAAAGGACAUUUCAACAUUUUUAAGAUGGUGCGCUGAGCCAGAGCAUGACGAGAGGAAACGAUUGGGUUUAAAGGUCAUAUUCAUCUCGAUACCUGUUAUGCUGAUCAUGUUCUACUUCAAACGCCACAAGUGGAUGACACUGAAGAGCAAGAAGAUUGCAUUCAAGCCCAAAAAAUAAUGAAUAACUAGGCUCAUUGUUGUUUACAAUCAUAAUAAUGUUAAUAAUUAUUAUUAUCGUUUAAUAUUAUCAUUAUUUAAAUAAUUAUAUUAUUUGAUAAAUUAUCGAAUUCAAAACCACUGAUGAUUGAUCCAUUGAUUCACUAACUAACCACUCUUAGGAAUUGACAUGUUAGGUGCUUUGUGUGCAUAGAGGCACUAGAUUUUGAAUUUGGCAUAUGAUAACGUCUUAUGGUCCUGUUACUCUAUUUAAUUAUAAUUAUCAUAAUUAUAAUUAUUAUUAUGUUUUUUAUAGUAAUUAUUAAUAUUAUUAUUAUUAGAUUUUAAAUGGCAACUUUUAUAAUUUUGACAUCAGGUUUAGCUACUAUGAAAGCAUUAUCACUUAGAUGUUCGUUUGGUUUGUUGACUAUUUGUCUGUUUGUUCCCUAGAUAGAGAUACAAUUGAUUAAUUAAUUAAUCAGUUAAUUAAUUAAUUGAUUGAUUAUCUGAUCGUUUAUUGAACGAUAAUUUUGUUUCAUUCAUUUUUUUGAUCGUAUUUUGGUUCAAGUUGUUUGAUGAUAAUAAUAUCUUGCCUUACGGUUAGGUAGUGUUUUUCUGAUACUGUAAUAGUAGAAUUACUAUAAUAGUAAAAUUGCUGCCUAACCUAAGCUUUUAUUUGUAACUUGUUUAAUAUUAAUGAUUUAGUAUCGUUAUGUUUAAUGUCAACUCUAUUUUUAUCACCAAUAUUAUUAUUCGUGAUGUAGUUUGGUCUGCUGGUCAUAAUAUGCAAUGAUAUGCGUAUGAUGCGGUCAUCUUGUGAAUAAAAUGGGGAAACGAUGACUAUUAUUGUUGUAAUAUUAUAUAUAUAUAUAAAUUUCCGAUGUUCCUUUACCGUUUUAAAAUCGCUAUCGGACUCGUUCCGACCGGUUCUGCACACCGCGCGCCAGUUGGUUACGAUUUAUAUUCACACAUCAGGAUAUUAAUAAUGUUUUUCAGUUAUUUCAUGUGCCUCAUCUCGAUUUUGACUGGAUUGUAAGUAGAUUUUCUCUUAUUAUAUUCGGUUUCAAUUUUUGAUUAAAUAAACGAGGCAAAGAGGUUUAUGC
Molecule: messenger RNA, 2084 nt
Organism: Helobdella robusta
Lineage: Eukaryota; Metazoa; Annelida; Clitellata; Rhynchobdellida; Glossiphoniidae
Exons: 8
Coding region: 89-1003 (304 amino acids)
Biological process (GO): mitochondrial electron transport, ubiquinol to cytochrome c
Molecular function (GO): heme binding; electron transfer activity
Source: RefSeq, a predicted model, not a curated record